Diuraphis noxia (Russian wheat aphid) is the source of this 1216-nucleotide messenger RNA. RefSeq lists its product as uncharacterized. NCBI's taxonomy places the organism in Eukaryota, Metazoa, Arthropoda, Insecta, Hemiptera, Aphididae. The record is from RefSeq and is a predicted model, not a curated record.
AUGGAACACCGUCGUCCAGCUAAUAACAUGUGGUGGUGCGCUUUGGCCGCGAUGGCGUGCACUGUCGCAGCGUGUUCGGGCGCCAGCGUGCCGCCGACGUCAACCGUUACGGACCUGCUGUGGACCGGACUGGAAGGCGUCGUCCAGCAGAGGAGUGGGCUCAAAUCCGAGGCGAAACAAGUGCCGGAAAAACGGUGCGAGUGCCAAAGUCCGGAGCUCAAGUCGUGCGUGUGCUGCCUGAGAAUGAGUCUGCCGUUCCUGGACUUGACCACAUCUCCGGGAUGUGUCAAGUUCAAGUACGUGCCAGACAUCGAGUCGAUAGCCGUGAACGUGACUUACGGUAGAGGCAACGUCCAGAACGGUGUCAUCAAGGGAAAUAACCCAGAACCCGUGUGCAUGGACGUGCUGGUCGGAUUCGGUCAACUGUGCGCUAGAUUCGUGGGUAACUCGUCUACACCAAAAGACUUUGACGGUUGUCUAAAGUUAGAAGCUACCUUAUUAAAUGAAGUUCAAAACUCGAUUCCCAUGGGGUGCUUUAAAAUGGACCAAAAUCGAUUAAUCUUCAACUCUACAGUAGUUGAUUUUCCGGAAGACCAGUCCAACAACAGUACGGAAUCGGGAGAAGAAGAAGAGGGUGAAGAAGAGGGCGAGGAAGGUGUAGACCCCAGCGAAGAGGCGUUCAUACAGGCGUUUGGACAGACGGCCGUGCAGGGUGUCACUUGGCUGGUCCAAGUCAUGGGACUGAAUUUGAACCAGUCAACAAAUUCCGGAACCACCUCUACCUCAAAUGCACCUACUGACCAACAACAACCCACGCCCGCGAACGUUUGAUUUAAAAAUAUGAUAGGAAACUGGCAAAUUAUUGUUAAUCAUUUUCCUAUUUAAGGGGCCGAGCCUUACAACCUCGUCAACCCAACGCCCAUGAACCUAUAUUUAUUUGUUUUAUUAUUAUUAUUAUUAUUACUAUGUAGUUGGUAGUUUUUGCGCGUCCCACAUUAUUGCUUUCAAUCGUAUAAUAAUGGUAGGUAAUAAUAUAUGCUCCCAUGGGAUUUUAUUAGCAUACCUAAUAAUAUUAUUCGAGUAUAUUGUGUAUAUUACAAAUGCGGAAAUAUACAAUAUUACAUUUCGCAACAACGGUUUCCUAUAAGCGACUUUAUUUUAAUUUUACGUUUUUAUAUUAAAUUAUUUGUAUACGGUAUAAAUAUAUUAACAUGAU